Molecule: messenger RNA, 1673 nt
Organism: Pocillopora verrucosa
Lineage: Eukaryota; Metazoa; Cnidaria; Anthozoa; Scleractinia; Pocilloporidae
Product: QRFP-like peptide receptor
Biological process (GO): G protein-coupled receptor signaling pathway
Cellular component (GO): plasma membrane
Molecular function (GO): G protein-coupled receptor activity
Source: RefSeq, a predicted model, not a curated record
AUCCAUAGGGACAACCUCGCUGAAUUGUUUUCCCCCUGGGUGUUUGCAACCAAGUUAUAUUUCUGAACAGCUCUUCCUGGCAGAAGUCAUCGUCAGAACUAUAAGCGGGAUCGACUAUGAAAGGAAAUGGAAAAUAGAGAUGUUUCACUCGUGAAAGAUUGGAAAGAAGAACCUCAGUCAGAACAGUGAUAGACAGCCGAUGAUUUUCCGGACUAUUUGUCGCCCAAUCAGGCUAGCUACACGCUAACCAUACUGAGACACGAUGAUGAACAACACUACCUCAUUCGAAUCGGAAUGCGGGUCUGCGUACCUAAAAUGGACUUUGCGACUAAUUUAUUCAAUCAUAUUCAUCCUUGGUUUGUUCGGAAAUGCAGUUGUCUGCAUAGCGAUUGUCAAACGAAAAGGGACUCAAACCAGCUGUAACAUAUUUACAUUCAAUCUUGCGUUCCACGAUCUAAUUCUCGUACUCGUCUACGUUCCAACGCAAAUGAUUUUUUUUGAAAACUGCUUUCAAUGGGUUCUUGGAAGUUUUAUGUGCUAUCUUGCUUACAUAAUACUUCCCUUGUCACUGUCUGUGUCCAUCGGUACUUUACUGGCCAUCACCGCUGACCGAUACCGCGCGAUUGUAUUUCCAGUCAAGUCUAGGCUAUCCAGGAGGCGGGUAAUGUUGAUAAUAGCUGUCAUUUGGGUUGCAUCGGCUGUAACCGCCUUACCUCUUCUAUUUGUCACCAAAUUCGUUUCGCCUCAGCCUGGGAUAAAGCACUGCGCAGAGUAUUGGACAUCGCCAAUGUUUCAAGAAAUCUACUGGAUAUCAAUGUUUUGCAUUCAGUAUCUGUUGCCCUUGAGUAUCAUUGCGAUCUUGGCGGGCAUAACGGCCUAUACUUUAAGGAAAAACGCACUCCCAGUUGCUAUGGAGACGUGCGCUCAAAGCGAGGUCUUUCGGAAGGCCAUUCAACGAAGAGCCAAACAAACACAACGGAUAAGAAACAUGCUCAUUGCACUCGUGUUGCUCUACGCCAUUUGUAUGCUGCCUCAGCACGUGGUGUACACGUUCUGGUCGAGAUACGGGAAUUUGACCGAAACGAGUUACAGAGAGAUGGCAAACUUAAUAGCCAACAUCUUUCCAAUAGCAAACAGUGCGCUCAAUGCGAUUGCAUACGGAACAUUGAACAAGGAGUUCAAGGACGUUUUCAAUUUUUUGUUCAAAUGCACUUGCCUGAAGAGUAGAUACCUUUUAAGGAAACCUUCGACUUUUGAGACAGAAACUAGUGUGAAAAAGAAUGAAAGCGGACCACUUCUUCAUCAGGAAUGGAAAAAUGGACGAGAAACCAUGGUGUCUCCUCUUCCAAAAAUGAAAAUUAAAAAAAACGACUGCACGCAGGACUCGUGCAACCGCGGGAACAAUUAUUCGGCCGAUCAAGAACGUUUAGGUCUUAUAGUCUUUACGGGCGUGGGCUCCAGCAGAAGAGAGAGCCUACAAUAUAUUUCUUCCGGAGAUAGAGAAGAGCUUCCACAAAAGGAGACAGUCGUGUAAUGCAUAUAACUACAGCUUUUAUGAUAGAUACACCUUGACAAAUUAGAUAGCCACCAGCGACUUGCUUUAACAUGGUAGCUUUGCCUGCGCACGCGCUGGCGUUUCGGCUAUUGCAACAGCUUGUCUUAAAACAAUUUAA